This is a messenger RNA of Brugia malayi, 339 nucleotides long. RefSeq names its product Prion-like-, putative (gene Bma-abu-12.2). The transcript has 3 exons. The coding region runs from base 1 to 339 and encodes 112 amino acids. NCBI's taxonomy places the organism in Eukaryota, Metazoa, Nematoda, Chromadorea, Rhabditida, Onchocercidae. The record is from RefSeq and is a predicted model, not a curated record.
AUGUAUUCAGUGGUGACAAUUAUUGUACUUCUAACAGGACAAACAAAUGGUCAAUACGGUGAAAUAGCAUCACUAAUUGGUGAUUCUCUUACACCAGGACUUUUCGGCAGUGCAGCUAGCGGUUUAGCUGGAGCUGCUUCAGGUUUUCUCGGCAAAAUUGGAACAUUGUAUCAAAUUGCUCAAGGUGCAUUACAAUUAACAGGUACCGAUGUUGGUAUCCUGAAUCAGGCUGCAGAAGGAAAAUGGUUUAAUAAAGUUGUUGAAGAAGCUAGAAAUGCUAAUCGGGAAAUUCAAGACACAACACUGAUUGGUGCGUACAUUACUUCAAUUUUUAUUUAG